This is a messenger RNA of Hylaeus volcanicus, 595 nucleotides long. RefSeq names its product TP53-regulated inhibitor of apoptosis 1-B-like. NCBI's taxonomy places the organism in Eukaryota, Metazoa, Arthropoda, Insecta, Hymenoptera, Colletidae. Bases 273 to 494 code for a protein of 73 amino acids. The transcript has 2 exons. The record is from RefSeq and is a predicted model, not a curated record.
UUCUCGAAUGACUUGUAACGCUUGUAACACUUGCUGCAUUCCAACCUAUAUACCGAAAUAUUGAAAUUUACGGAAGCAACCUAAACAAAACUUGGAAUUUAUGGAGCAAGUAUACCACACCGUGUGUCUCGUUACACGAGUUACGAGGAAAUCAAAUCAAAUCUUUACGAAUAGUCAUGCAAUGUUGAUUUGACUGAUGUUCGAAUUUCACAAAUGUGAACAAUACGACGAAAAUUAGUAAACGGUUUCGAUAGAUAUAAACGCAAUAAAUUAUGGAAGCUUGCAAAGACCUGAAAGCAAAGUACGACCACUGCUUCAAUGUUUGGUUUUCUGAAAAGUUUUUACGUGGACAUUACGACGAUAGUGAGUGUGCACCAUUGUAUAAAGUUUAUACCGAGUGCGUUGCGCAAGCGAUGAAGGAUCAAAAAAUAAACCUAGACGAAGUUGAUGUUUCACAUUUAGGAACAGACAGAGAGAAGACAAAAGAAGGUUAACUUUAAACGUAUUGAAAUUUUCUUAUUUUUGUUUAUUAUGAUAGAAACAAAUGCUAUAAUUUAUAGUUAAAUAAAUUAUUAUAAUGGAAUUUAUGACUGUA